This is a messenger RNA of Lodderomyces parapsilosis, 1059 nucleotides long. Its product is annotated as putative polyadenylation protein. The transcript has a single exon. NCBI's taxonomy places the organism in Eukaryota, Fungi, Ascomycota, Pichiomycetes, Serinales, Debaryomycetaceae. The record is from RefSeq and is a predicted model, not a curated record. The coding region runs from base 1 to 1059 and encodes 352 amino acids. Gene Ontology annotation, molecular function: cyclin binding; ubiquitin conjugating enzyme binding; ubiquitin protein ligase activity. Gene Ontology annotation, biological process: protein autoubiquitination; proteasome-mediated ubiquitin-dependent protein catabolic process; protein monoubiquitination. Gene Ontology annotation, cellular component: ubiquitin ligase complex; nucleus; cytosol.
AUGACAUAUUUAGUGGAAUAUCUCCCACGACUCAAUCGCUUGUCUAUUGAAAUAGUGGAUGGUGCUUUUCAUGCUGUUACUGGGGUAAAACUCGAAGGUGAUCAAUUCAUCACAAUAUCUAUCAGAGCCAAAGACCUGAUAAAAAUUAGAUGUCCCUUGGCCGUCAAAAGCGCAACUCCAACCAGCGUCAAAACUCUGGGCUCGAAUCUUCAAAUUUCGUUAGAGGUGGACCCGCAAAUAGAUACUGAACUGGCAAACAACGUUGGCGAUGGUCCAGAUAAGUGGUCAUGUGGGUGGUUAAAAAGUCAUACUUCCAAGUUGGGAUCCAAAAACGAGUUCCAAUUCCGAUGUAGCAAUUGUCAACUUGAACUAAUUGACUCACUCGACUUUAUAUUCAAAGACAUGCCUGGAGAUUAUUGGUAUGAGCUCAUGGAAUUUUGGCAUUGCCAUAAACCAGAGAAUAAUCAACCCACAGACAAAGAUUAUGGUAUAUUGAAACCGAAGAAUAACAAUACCAUAAUCAUUGGAUCAUUCUAUUUGUUGCAAACCAUUAACAAGUCUCUACAACUACUUGAAAGUGAUGGCGACGAAGCUCUCUACGUUUGCAAAGCAUGUCGUCAAGUUAUUGGCGACAAAUUUCAAAAUGUGAUACGAUUGCUCAAGUGGAAAUUAGACCUCAAAUUCACAGCAGGGAGUGGGACCUUGAUUUCUAUAUACAAUCCGUUGCUUUAUGCAGUGAAUUUGUUUACUACCAAGAUGCAAUCCCUGGCGAUAAGAAAGUUUGCCAUUGAAGUUGAUGCAAAGAGUGUGUAUCUAUGGAUACUAAAUACAGAUGUCGAUGUGACAAUAGACGGACGAGAUUUUCGCAAAUGCUUGAAAGUUUUGUGGUUCUCGAUUGCAAAGGGUGGUGAAAGUUACGGCGGUUACGAACAGAUGGAAAUACCGUACAAGGAGGUGAGAGAUAAACUUUCCCUGGCAUUGCAAGAAAAUACAAUACACUCUAAUGUUGAAAUUGGUUCUAUAAAAUAUCUAGUCAGCUACCUACCCACAUUGGUAUAA